AUGGAUUUCGGUGGGGGGCUUUUGGAUGAACGUUUGGACGAAAAUGGGUACCACAUCAUGAAAUGCUUCGCUGCGAACGGAAGAACAUUUGCUAACGACCUGGACGAGGCUCAUAAGAUGGGAACGUGGAAGGGGCAUUUCGAUGAAAUUACGACCUAUCAGGGCAAAUCAAAACUCCUGCAUCGCAUCGCCAACGGGAACGAGAAUCAGUGA
Messenger RNA from Mesocestoides corti, 213 nucleotides. The record is from the annotation of a GenBank genome assembly. Lineage: Eukaryota; Metazoa; Platyhelminthes; Cestoda; Cyclophyllidea; Mesocestoididae.